Messenger RNA from Necator americanus (New World hookworm), 288 nucleotides. RefSeq lists its product as uncharacterized. The coding region runs from base 1 to 288 and encodes 95 amino acids. The transcript has a single exon. The record is from RefSeq and is a predicted model, not a curated record. Lineage: Eukaryota; Metazoa; Nematoda; Chromadorea; Rhabditida; Ancylostomatidae.
AUGUCGGAUGUGUCGAACUCCUUCUCAGCUUGGGAGACCCUGCCGGAGGACGAAUCUCCGCUGUGCAUCGCAGUUCGGUGCCCAGUGUCACCUCCACGCCACUAUGAGGCGGUAAACCGUUGUGGAGGAUUCCCGAAAGAAAGGUGUUACCAAUCCAAGACAGACAUGGAAGAAAUAGACGUGCGGAAGAAUACAAAACGAUUUAACGCAACACAUGCAGUUAUUACGGCUAUGAAACUGCUCACAACGUCUCAUUCACUUCUUGACAAAUUCGCUUGGAAUUAUUGA